Messenger RNA from Homo sapiens (human), 3121 nucleotides. RefSeq names its product cytochrome b5 domain containing 2 (gene CYB5D2). The record is from RefSeq and is a predicted model, not a curated record. NCBI's taxonomy places the organism in Eukaryota, Metazoa, Chordata, Mammalia, Primates, Hominidae. Gene Ontology annotation, cellular component: extracellular region. The coding region runs from base 1750 to 2502 and encodes 250 amino acids. Gene Ontology annotation, molecular function: heme binding; steroid binding. The transcript is spliced from 4 exons.
CCCCACAUCCAUCAAACCCGUGCGGUGGGCGGGACGAGCUGCAUGCACUAUCCUUCUAGGCUCUCUGGCUCUGGCGGGACUGUGGGCCAGCUCUGUCAUCCACCACCGCCCUGCGUGACUUACAUUGGAGAAACAUGUCUUCUGUCUCUUGUUACCCAUUACCCAGCGUCGGAAGCCCUAGGAUACGGGCUGUGUGCCGGACUUUUGUGGGGGCUCUUAGGGCACAGAUAAACGAGAUCCCGCCCCGCCCCUACCCUCACAGUUUCCUUAAUAAUUCCAACCAUCUCUUCAUUAUGCCCUGGUCCCAAAUAAUCUUUCUUCCCCCCACCCCUAAGCAUAGUGUUUUCAAGGUUCAUCCAUGGUUUAUGAGCAUGCAUCAAUACUUUAUUCCUUUAUGGCCCGUCAUAUAGUACAUUUGGUCUGAGUCAUUCCUGCUUCUAGUACAAGAUGCACCUGUUUGCCUUCCUUAGAAGGUUAGGGCAGAGGAAAGGGGUCCAGUCACCUUUACAGUCCUUGAUACGUAGACCAAAGUUGUGCAUAUGUUAGGCCUCAAGAAACAUUUGUCAAAUUAAGUUUAUGCUGGUGUCCCUGUGUUACAGCUGAGGGGGUUAAAGGAUGCGAUUUGCCUGAAACCCUCACACCUGAAUACUGACAGAAUAUGGACUCGGACCACCAGUCUAGUGCUUUUUUUUUAAAGAUGGAAUCUCGCUGUGUCGCCCAGGCUGGAGUGCAGUGGCCUGAUCUCGGCUCACUGCAAGCUCUGCCUCCCGGGUUCACGCCAUUCUCCUGUCUCAGCCUCCCGAAUAGCUGGGACUACAGGCGCCCACCACCACGCCCGGCUAAUUUGUUGAAUUUUUAGUAGAGACGGGGUUUCACCAUGUUAGCCAGGAUGGUCUCGAUCUCCUGACCUUAUGAUCCGCCCACCUUGGCCUCCCAAAGUGCUGGGAUUACAGGCGUGAGCCACCACACCCGGCCAGCCUAGUGCUUUUUUACAGAUGUUGCCUUGCCAGCCAGCGGGACUGACCUCCAAAAUUUAAAAAGAAAAAAAAAGUGCAGGGCAAGCCUAAGAUCAGCUACUAGGCUGACAUUAAAUAAGCAUUUUCCACUUGUCAUUAUCUUAGGGGAAUUGGGAAGCUGCCUCUAGCACUUAAAAUACAAGCCACUUCCCUCUGUCUAGGAAGUACUAAAGAAAUACAAAAGUUGACAGAAAAGGAAUGAAGUCCAGUUGGUCUCGCAAAUCCCCUGAGAUAGUCCAGCAGGGGAAGGGACUUACUCAGGGGUACACAGUGAGUUAGAAGCAGAGCUGGGACUGGAAUCAAGGUGUUUUGUCGCUGCUAGUUGAAGGCAGUUUUCGUUGCGCUGCCCUGCUGCGUGCUGUGGGAGCUGUCGUUGGAUGUUUGCACAAGUGUGGGCAUAAAACCUUCGAUGUCUGGAGUGCUUUUUAUUUUUCAGUGUGCUCUGCUGUUUACUGAGCUCCCGUGUUCUGGUAUUCAUUGACCAUCUUUAUUUACCACUACCUACCUUGUGUCAGGGGCUGUGGAAUCCAAGAUGUCUGCAACAUGCUCCCCACCGCCCACACAGUCUAGUUGGGAAGCAGUUAUGUCCACGUAUUCGUUCAUUCAGUAUUUUAUUUCUCAUUGAGAUGUAAUUCACGUGAUGUAAAGUCCUUUUAACGUAUACAAUUCAGUGGGGUUUUUUGUUGUUUAGAGACAGGGUCUGCCUCUGUCACCCAGGCUGGCGUGCAGUGGCAUGAUCUUGGCUCACUGCAACCUCCGCCUCCCAAGCUCAAGCAAUCCUUCCACUUCAGCCUCCCAAGUAGCGGGGACCAUAGGUGUGCACCAUCACGUGCAGCUAAUUUUUGUAUUUUUUGUAGAGAUGGGUUUUCGCCAUGUUGGCCAGGCCGGUCUUGAACUCCUGAGCUCAAGUGAUUCAGCCGCUGAAAGUGUUGGGAUUACAGGCCGAGACGCAUCCAGAGCUUUCGUGACCGGGGACUGUUCUGAAGCAGGCCUCGUGGAUGACGUAUCCGACCUGUCAGCCGCUGAGAUGCUGACACUUCACAAUUGGCUUUCAUUCUAUGAGAAGAAUUAUGUGUGUGUUGGGAGGGUGACAGGACGGUUCUACGGAGAGGAUGGGCUGCCCACCCCGGCACUGACCCAGGUAGAAGCUGCGAUCACCAGAGGCUUGGAGGCCAACAAACUACAGCUGCAAGAGAAGCAGACAUUCCCGCCGUGCAACGCGGAGUGGAGCUCAGCCAGGGGCAGCCGGCUCUGGUGCUCCCAGAAGAGUGGAGGUGUGAGCAGAGACUGGAUUGGCGUCCCCAGGAAGCUGUAUAAGCCAGGUGCUAAGGAGCCCCGCUGCGUGUGUGUGAGAACCACCGGCCCCCCUAGUGGCCAGAUGCCGGACAACCCUCCACACAGAAAUCGUGGGGACCUGGACCACCCAAACUUGGCAGAGUACACAGGCUGCCCACCGCUAGCCAUCACAUGCUCCUUUCCACUCUAAGCCGUAGCCUCUUCUGUUAAUAACACACAGAGAGCUCUGCCAAGCACCUGAGUAGGCCCUUGACACUUGUGUGCCCUGGGAUGCCUCCUGGCGCGAAUCAGGAGGGUCUGGAAGGACUCUGGCUAUAUUCUGCAAAUGUGGCUCAUGCCCCUUACCGUGGCUCGGCGUUGUGGUGCCUGAGGGACAGCCGGCCACCUGCCCAGUACUGGUCAGCUUUUCAACACUAUUCCCUUUGACCUACUGGCCAUCUUCCUCACAGCCCUCAGAUAUCAACGGGCACAAAUAAGACCAACUCAAUUUCCACUUGAAUUUACAACCAAAAGCCUGCUGAGUUGAUUACAGCUGGGCCAAUACAGUACGAGGCAAUAACAAAUUAGUGUGGGUUGAUUCUGGAAUUGGAAAAGCUUUUGCUUGUAUGGAUACAGCAAAUCCAGAUGUCUCUGAACAAAGCAACAAUUUAAAGCAACGACAUUUUCUGUCCUUUAAGCACUUAAAAUCAGGUGUGGUGUGUUUUCAAAGGCAGAAGUCUGCAUUUUGAGCAAAAGGUGGCUUCCCAGCUCUAACAAGGUAACUGGUUAGCAUGACAUUAAAGCUUGGGCAAGGCUUCAAACUUAAGGUG